AAAUGUUAUCAAUAUCACACAUAAACUCAUCUUCUCCUUCUCAAUUAGCUUUUUUUUUUCUUUUUCUUCAACAAGAUUUGCUCCUCCAUUUCUUCAUAAAUGAAAAUAGUUGCAAUCUUGUUUUCGGCGAUUGUUAUUGCCUUAGUGAUAUGGGGGUGGAAAAUGGUGAAUUGGGUAUGGUUGAGACCAAGAAAACAAGAGAAGUUCUUUAGGAAGCAAGGCAUGAAUGGACAUCCUUAUAGAACACUAUAUGGAGACACAAAGGAGAUGGCUGACUUGACCAAAGAAGCCAAGUUUGAACCCAUUAAACUCACUGAUGAUAUUCUCCCUCGAGUCUUCCCUUUCUACCAUCUUAUUCUGAACAAAUACGGUAACCACUGUUUCGCAUGGAUAGGUCCAGAACCCAGGAUUUUCGUAAUGGAACCAGAACUCAUUAAGGAAAUAGUAACCAACAACACCAUCUUCAAAAAACCAAAACCAGCCCCACUUGUCCAGCUUCUUGUUAGUGGCAUCUCAAGCUAUGAGGACGAGAAAUGGGCUAAGCACAGAAAAAUUCUUAACACUGCUUUUUAUGCCGAGAAGUUGAAGUGUAUGCUGCCGGCAAUGCACACAAGCUGUGAGGAUAUGAUUAACAAGUGGGAAAUUCUACUCUCCGAAAAUAAAUCGUGCGAAUUGGACGUGCAUCCAUAUUUUGAAGAUUUAACAAGUGAUGUGAUUUCAAGAACAGCAUUUGGAAGUUGUUAUGCAGAAGGAACAAGAAUAUUUCAUCUUCAAAAAGAACUAGCUGAACUCACACGUCAAGCUUUCCAGUCUGUGUACAUUCCUGGGUGGAGGUAUUUACCAACAAGAACAAAUAGAAGAAUGAAAGCCAUUGACAAUGAACUUAGAGAUAUUUUAAGGAAGAUUGUGAGCAAGAGAGAAAGAGCAAUGAAAGUGGGAGGAGCAAGUGAUGAGGAGGACUUGUUGGGUAUUUUACUAAAGUCUAAUUUGAAGGAAAUCGAAGAAGGUGGAAGCAAGUUUGGUAUGACAACUGAUGAAGUGAUAGAAGAAUGCAAAGUCUUCUAUUUUGCUGGCCAAGAGAGCUCUUCAAAUUUACUCGUUUGGACUAUGGUUUUAUUAAGUGCGCACCAAACUUGGCAAGCUCGUGCAAGAGAAGAGGUUCAGCAAGUCUUCCAGAACAAUAAACCAGAUUUUGAAGGGUUAAGCCGUCUCAAAAUUGUGAGUAUGAUCCUGAAUGAGGUUCUAAGGUUAUAUCCACCAGCACCAUAUUUCGUACGAAAAGCAUACAAAGAGACAAAGCUAGGAAAUAUGAGUAUCCCUCCUGAAGUGAUCCUUGUAAUACCAACAAUAUUUGUUCAUCAUAAUCCAGAAUUAUGGGGUGAUGAUGUUAAGGAAUUCAAACCAGAGAGAUUUGCUGAGGGAAUUGCAACAGCAACAAACAACAGACUUUGUUUCUUGCCUUUCAGUUGGGGUCCUCGUAUUUGCAUUGGUAAUAAUUUUGCAAUUAUGGAAACUAAGAUUGCCUUAGCAAUGAUCCUUCAACGUUUUGCUUUCGAGCUUUCUCCAUCUUACACUCAUGCACCUACUUAUGUCGUCACUCUUCGACCUCAGUGUGGUGCUCACUUAAUCUUGCAAAAAUUAUAGUCCUUAAUCUGGAUUUGCCAUUAUUUAGUGCCUAAUAAAUAUUUCUCUAUCAUUAUUUUCCAACUUUCAUGCUGUAAUCUUCAUUUGUUUUAGUUUUGUAUGUUUAUUUAUUUAUCUUUUAUUUUGGAAUGUCUUUUUCGCCAUCCAGUUUGAACAGUGCUCAGUAAUAGAAACGACCUCCUGAGUUGUGCUUA
This is a messenger RNA of Nicotiana attenuata, 1838 nucleotides long. Its product is annotated as cytochrome P450 CYP72A219-like. The coding region runs from base 100 to 1644 and encodes 514 amino acids. Gene Ontology annotation, molecular function: monooxygenase activity; iron ion binding; oxidoreductase activity, acting on paired donors, with incorporation or reduction of molecular oxygen. The record is from RefSeq and is a predicted model, not a curated record. NCBI's taxonomy places the organism in Eukaryota, Viridiplantae, Streptophyta, Magnoliopsida, Solanales, Solanaceae. The transcript is spliced from 5 exons.